AUGGCAAAAUGCAUGAGGGAAGUGAAGGAUGCACUUGAGAAGAUGGUGAUGGAUCCAAGUUGGAGAAUGCAUCUAAAAUGGGAUGGAAAAUCAGCAAUUGGAAUCAAGGCUAGGGAAGUUAAAAUUUCCAUUGUGAGUGAUAGUUGGUGGGCUGAUUUGGAAUAUCUCUUGGAUUUUACUGAGCCUAUUGUUGAAUUUCUAAGGUUAGCAGACACUAAUGCUCCUGUUCUCCAUUUGAUUUAUGAUAUGUGGGACACAAUGAUUGAGAAAGUUAAAUCUAGAAUAUUUGGACAUGAAAAACAAGAUCUGCUCACUGGCCAAUCUAAUUUCUUUGAUCUUGGAUUGGAGGUGGAAGUGAUGGAGUUCCACGGCUCUCACCACAUGAAGAUUAAGAGCAAUCAAGAUGAUCUUCGAAAAGUUUAUAUCGAAUAUGGAGCUUUUUCAAGUGGAUCUGGUUACUUUAAUGAGCCUCAUGUUAUUGAUGCAAAAUUGUAUGAGGAACCAAUUUCAUGGUGGGCUAAUCAUGGUGCUUCAACACCAAUGUUACAAACUUUAGCAUUCAAGUUGCUUUCACAGCCCGCAUCAUCAUCUUGUUGCGAAAGAAAUUGGAGUACAUAUUCUCUUAUUCAAAGCAUCAAAAGAAACAGAUUGACUACAAGUAGAGCUGAGGAUUUGGUCUUUGUACAUUGCAACCUCCGUCUCUUGUCAAGAAAAAAGAAAGAAUACAAGGAAGGGCCAACAAAGUAUUGGGACUUGUGUGGUGAUAAGUUUGAUAUUGAUGGUAAUACUCUUGGGGAACUUGUGGAGCUUUCCAUCAAUGAGCCUGAGUUAGAGCUUAUGACAUUUGAUGAAGAGUUUGAAGAGAGUACUACCUUAGGGAGUGAAGCAACUGAAGAAUUCCAACAAGGAAUGAUGGAUUGA
Messenger RNA from Cornus florida, 921 nucleotides. RefSeq lists its product as uncharacterized. NCBI's taxonomy places the organism in Eukaryota, Viridiplantae, Streptophyta, Magnoliopsida, Cornales, Cornaceae. Gene Ontology annotation, molecular function: protein dimerization activity. The record is from RefSeq and is a predicted model, not a curated record. The transcript has 4 exons. Bases 1 to 921 code for a protein of 306 amino acids.